Hibiscus syriacus is the source of this 2608-nucleotide messenger RNA. Its product is annotated as probable beta-D-xylosidase 6. The coding region runs from base 158 to 2539 and encodes 793 amino acids. Gene Ontology annotation, molecular function: xylan 1,4-beta-xylosidase activity; alpha-L-arabinofuranosidase activity. The record is from RefSeq and is a predicted model, not a curated record. Gene Ontology annotation, biological process: xylan catabolic process; arabinan catabolic process. Lineage: Eukaryota; Viridiplantae; Streptophyta; Magnoliopsida; Malvales; Malvaceae. The transcript is spliced from 6 exons. Gene Ontology annotation, cellular component: plant-type cell wall.
CUUCACCAUCCACAUUCCAAUUCAAUCUUCCUCCAAAUCCACAUGGUGUUCUGCUUAAACCUACCAACCAUUCUUAUCUCGCUUCAGCAAUGAUCUCUUGUUAGGUAAACAAAAGAAACUCAGACAGUCAAUCUGAGCAGUGAGUACCAAAGCACCCAUGUUUCUGCAACAAAGAUCUGUCUUCUUCUUCUUACAAGUUUUGGCUUUACUGAUUUCAAUCCCAUCAUCAGACCCAAACCCACAGUUCCCAUGCCAAGCUCCCUACUUUAACUCCUACCCCUUCUGCAACACUUCCCUGUCCAUCACAGACAGAUCUCAAUCUCUCAUUUCUCUUCUCACCCUUGAAGAAAAGAUCCAUCAAUUGUCCAACAAUGCUUCAGGAAUCCCAAGACUUGGGAUUCCCCCUUAUCAAUGGUGGUCAGAGUCUCUUCAUGGGAUUGCCAGUAAUGGCCCUGGAGUUACCUUUGAUGGCCGUGUUAAAGCAGCAACAAGUUUCCCUCAGGUUCUUCUCACAGCUGCUUCUUUCAAUAGAACCCUUUGGUUCAAGAUUGGGUUAGCCAUAGGUGUCGAGGCCAAAGCCAUGUAUAAUGUUGGACAAGCUGGUUUGACUUUUUGGGCACCCAAUAUUAAUAUUUUCAGGGACCCCAGAUGGGGAAGAGGGCAGGAGACCCCUGGUGAGGAUCCCAUGAUUGUUUCAGCUUAUGCUGUUGAAUUUGUGAAUGGUUUCCAGGGUGGGUCUUGGAGAGGUAGUAGAGAACUCAGAGAUAGGUUUGGGAGAAAGAGGGAACUUAGAGGAGGAUAUGAUGAUGAAGAUGACGAUGAUAGACUUAUGAAUUCUGCUUGUUGCAAGCAUUUCAUUGCGUAUGACUUGGAGAAGUGGAUGAAUUUCAGCAGAUACAGCUUCAAUGCCAUGGUUACUAAGCAAGAUAUGGAGGAUUCAUAUGAGCCGCCAUUUCGUAGUUGUAUACAACAAGGUAAGGCGAACUGCUUGAUGUGUUCCUACAAUGCGGUCGAUGGGGUGCCGGCUUGUGCACGUGGAGAUCUUUUACAGAAAGCUCGAAAUGGAUGGGGCUUCAAAGGAUAUAUCACCUCAGACUGUGAUGCUGUGGCAACGAUUCAAGAAUACCAAAAUUACACAAGAAAGCCCGAGGAUGCUGUUGCUCUUGUUCUUAAAGCAGGAAUGGAUAUUAACUGUGGAACAUAUCUCGUUCGACAUACUCGGAAUACAAUUGAGGAAGGGAAGUUGCAAGAAAAAGACAUUGAUAGAGCCCUUCUGAAUCUUUUCUCGGUUCAACUCCGUCUUGGGCUGUUUGAUGGAGACCCCAGAAAUGGGCAGUUUGGGGAGUUGGGACCUCAAGACAUUUGUACCACAGAGCACAAGAUGCUGGCACUUGAAGCAGCAAGGCAGGGAAUCGUUCUGCUGAAGAACGAUAAAACAUUCCUGCCACUGAAUAGAAAUGCUGUUUCUUCCUUAGCUGUUAUUGGUCCAAUGGCUAACAACAUAAGCAAUAUGGGUGGUGGCUACACAGGUGUUCCAUGUGAACCAAAGAGCUUUUUUGAGGGACUGCAAGGCUGUGUAAAGAAGGCAUCUUUCGCUUCUGGUUGCUCUGAUGUGCCUUGCGAGUCUGAUGCUAGGUUUAAUGAAGCAAUUCUUACUGCCAAGGAAGCUGACUUUGUGAUUGUAGUUGCUGGGCUGGAUUUGUCCCAAGAAACUGAAGAUCUUGACCGAGUUAGUCUUCUCCUUCCUGGUAAACAGAUGGCCCUGGUGUCUUCUGUUGCUGCAGCAAGUGAUAGACCAAUAAUUCUUGUUCUUACCGGUGGGGGACCCCUUGAUGUAUCGUUUGCAGAAGGAAACCCGAAUGUUGCAAGUAUUCUCUGGGUUGGAUACCCUGGGGAAGCUGGCGGAAAGGCACUUGCAGAUGUCGUCUUUGGUGAUUUUAACCCAGGUGGAAGGCUUCCGAUGACUUGGUAUCCCGAAUCAUUUACAAAGGUUGCUAUGAAUGAUAUGCAUAUGCGUGCUGAUCCUUUCCGUGGUUUUCCAGGGAGAACCUACCGGUUUUACACUGGAAAUAGAGUCUAUGGCUUCGGCCGAGGCUUAAGCUAUACAAAUUUCACCCACAAACUCUUGUAUGCUCCAAGAAAAUUAAGUUUAUCCAGGUCCUUGACAGGCACUUCAAUUAAGACUAUAUUGCACCAGAGACGAGAACUCGAUUAUAUACGCGUCGAUGAGGUGACAUCAUGUGAUUCAUUGGGAUUCUACGUGCAUAUAUCGGUAGCUAAUGUAGGAGAUAUGGACGGAAGCCAUGUCAUCAUGUUGUUCUCCAGAGCGCCGAAAAAUUUUGAGGGAACUCCAGAGAAGCAAUUAAUUGCAUUCGAUCGCGUGCAUACUAGUUCAUUCGGAUUCACAGAAACAAGCAUUUUAGUAAAUCCUUGUAUCCACCUUAGCAUUGUGGACCAAGAAGGGGAAAGGAUAUUGCCCCUCGGGGAACAUGUUCUAACAUUAGAAGAUUUGGUGCACCCAGUGUUGAUUGAAACUUAAUGAUGCUGUCAAGAGCCCUAAGAAAUUUGUAUUGCGUGUUAUUUUCUAUUUACAGUGCAAAUUGUUUCA